Auxenochlorella protothecoides is the source of this 525-nucleotide messenger RNA. RefSeq lists its product as hypothetical. NCBI's taxonomy places the organism in Eukaryota, Viridiplantae, Chlorophyta, Trebouxiophyceae, Chlorellales, Chlorellaceae. The record is from RefSeq and is a predicted model, not a curated record. Bases 1 to 525 code for a protein of 174 amino acids. The transcript has 3 exons.
AUGGACGCCCCACCCGGCUUCCCCGUGUUCGAGGUGCAUGGCCAGGGGGGGUCCCUGCGCGACAUGCUGAUGGAGGCCCUGGUGCAGUCCGGCAUCAUGACGCUGGAGGGCGGGGCGGGGGUCUUCCCCGGCUCCGAGUCCAUGGAUGACAUCAUGACGCGCAUCAUGGACGACUACCAGCCCGUCUCCCACCCGACCGCGCGGCGCGCGCGCGAGGCCUUCCCCCGCCUGCGGGCGGGGACGCUGGCGGCGCGCGUGACGCAGGCCCUGGGGGAGCUGGUGAGACAGCGGGAGGCCCAGGCGCUGCACCGCCCCGCGAGGGGCGUGGUCGACGGCGCGGGGCCCUCGGCCGCCGUGCCGGCGCAACCCGGCGGCAGGAGCGAUGCAGGGUCCGGGGGGCCCAGCUCCACCCCCGCCGAGCAGCCGUUGUCGGCGAUGGCGAUGGUGGCGGGUGCCUUGGUGGCAGCCCUGGCGGGGACCGCGCUGGGCGCCCUGCUGGGAUCGUCUCGCCGCUCCCAGCGCUGA